UCGACAACCACCUCCACUACUCUAAUUAUUUUCACUCAAAAUACCACAAAUACCACUAUAACACCUACAGGAGUGCAAGUUGUCAAUACAACAACUACUACGCUGUGUUCUUGUGUGUUUCAAGGAAUACAAUAUAAUCCUGGAGAGUCAAUAUUGGAUAAGAAGGACAAUGGCUCAGGGAUUUGUCUGACCAUGAUCUGCUCCAUAACCUGUGCUAUUCAGAACAGUACAGAGCCAUGUCCAACACCACCACCACCCGACUGUCCUAAAUGGAAUAAAACUACUGACGAGAUCUUCCACAUAUGUGACUGUAUGAUGGCAAAGUGCAUAAAGGGAGACAUCAUUGAGAUUAUCCAACAUCAAUGUCCUCCUCCGAAGAGCAUCACAUGUGCAAAUAACCAGCCAGCAGUGCUGGUCUAUGAUGAGCUCCACUGCUGCCGGCAAUACACCUGUGAUUGCUUUUGUCAGGGUUGGGGUGGCUCACAUUACAUCACAUUUGAUGGACUCUCCUACACUUACCAAGGAAACUGCACUUAUAUAUUAAUGGAGGAAAUUAGCCCUAAAUACAAUUUGAAGAUCUACAUUGACAAUGUAUACUGUGAUAUCCAUGAGCCUGUAUCCUGUCCCAGAUCCAUUAUUGUUUCUUACAACAAUCAAGUCAUAACACUUGGGAAUCACAGGUUCAUGAAUGGUGCAGCUCUACAGGCACUGAAGGACAAUGUUAAUCUAACACUGCCAUAUACUCAAAAUGGUGUGAGGGUUAUCAAAUCAAGCCUGAACUUGAUCUUGGAGGUUCCAGAGCUACAAGUCGUUGUAACAUUUGGAAACACCGACUUUAGCAUUAACCUGCCAUUCCAGCAUUUUGGAAAAAACACACAAGGACACUGUGGAACAUGCAACAACAACCAGACUGAUGACUGCAUGCUGCCUGGAGGGAUCUUGGUUAAUGACUGUGCAGUGAUGGCCGAUCACUGGACAGCCAGUGGUUUGGAUGGCAAAAACUGCACUAAACUAAGUCCAAGACCUCCAGUCUGGAAUAUAUCCACACCCAUGACAAUAACACCAUACCAUAAUGACUGCAACCAUCUCAAGAGCAAGGUGUUCGAAGCAUGCCAUUCCCAUGUGUCUGCUGAAAGUUUCUUUUCAGCCUGUCAGUAUGAUAGUUUUCAUGUAAGCGACCCCUCAGUGGUGUGUGCCAGUCUGCAGAGCUACGCGAGGGCUUGCUCUCAGGCUGGGAUUUGCAUUCACUGGAGAAACUACACUAGCCUUUGCAACACUACAUGUCCAGAAGAUAAAAUAUUCUUGCCCUGUGGUCCAGCCGAACCACCAACUUGUAGAGGCGGACCUACGCAGAGCUCAAUUUCAGUGUCCACAGAAGGCUGCUUCUGCCCUGAGAACAAAACACUCUUCAGCAUGGAGUCAGGAUUAUGUGUGUCAAAAUGUGGAUGUGUGGACUCCUCUGGGACUCCACGUGAGAUUGAUGAGCAUUUUAAGUACAACUGUGAGGACUGUGUCUGUGAUAAGGCCAGCCAAUCAGUGAUCUGUAAACCCAAGAAGUGUCCUGAUGUGACUCUUGAGAACUGCACUGAGCCCGGCUUCAUGCUGUUCAAUGUGACCGAUCCCGCUGACCCAUGUUGCAGCAAACAAGUUUGCAGAGAGAUUGAUUGUUCUGUCAGCAUGUGCAAAGAUGGAUCAUGCACAAAAGGGUCCUGUAUUUAUGUUGCACCAGACAACACCACACAUAAUCUCAAGGAUGGAGAGGAGUACAAGAACAUAUGUGAAACUGUUACCUGCCAUCAAAUUAAUGGCUUGUUUGUGACUAAGAAAACCAUCACAACAUGUCCUUAUUUGAGUUCACAUGAAUGUGAGCCUGGGUUUGAAUAUGUGAAAAAAGAAGGAGAGUGCUGUGGAACAUGUACACAAGUGGCCUGUAUUUAUGAUGCACCAAACAACACCAGACAGACUCUCAAGGAUGGAGAAGCUCACAGUUACAAAUGCGAAAAUGUUACCUGUCGUGAAUUUAAUGGCUUGUUUGUGACUGAGAAGACCAUAAGAGAAUGUCCUUACUUGAGUUCACAUAACUGUGGGCCUGGGUUCGAAUAUAUGAAAAAAGAGAGUGAGUGCUGUGAAACAUGUACUCAAGUGGCCUGUAUUUAUGAUGCACCAGACAACACCAGACAUAUUCUCACGGAUCGUGAGGAGGUCAAGUACAAAUGCGAAACUGUUACCUGCCGUCAAAUUAACGACUCGUUUGUGACUGAGAAAACCAGCACAAAAUGUCCUUACUUGAGUUCACAAGACUGUGGGCCUGGGUUUGAAUAUGUGAAAAAAGAAGGAGAGUGCUGUGGAGAAUGUAGACAAAUGGCCUGUGUUUAUGAUGCACCAGACAACAACACACAGACUCUCAAGGUUGGAGAAGUCAAGAGUUACACAUGUGAAACCGUUACCUGCCGUCAAAUGAAUGGUUCAUUCAUCAGUGAGAAGACCAAAACAGAAUGUCCUUACUUGAGUACACUUACCUGUGGGCCUGGGUUUGAAUAUGUGAAAAAAGAAGGAGAGUGCUGUGGAUCAUGCAUACAAGUGGCCUGUAUUUAUGAUGCACCAAACAACACCAGACAAACUCUCAAGGAUGGAGAAGUCCAGAGUUACACAUGUGAAACUAUUACCUGUCAUGAAUUUAAUGGCUUAUUUGUGACCGAGAAGACCAAAACAAAAUGUCCUUACUUGAGUUCACUCGACUGUGGGCCUGGGUUUGAAUAUGUGAAAGAAGAAGGAGAGUGCUGUGGAUCAUGUACACAAGCGGCCUGUAUUUAUGAUGCCCCAGACAACACCAGACAUGUUCUCAAUGACGGAAAGGAGUACAAUUUCAAAUGUAUGAAUACAACCUGUCAGAAAAGGAAUGGCAUGUUCAUGACAAAAGAGAGCUAUAAACAAUGCCCUCCCUUUAACCGAGAUGACUGUAAGCCUGAAACAGUGCAAUAUGACAAAGACGGAUGCUGCGAGAUCUGUGAACUCAGCAACUGUGUUCGUGCGAAGAACGUCACCCGUCUGCAUGUCAAUGAAUGCACUUCCAUUGAGGAUGUAGAAGUUACUUCCUGCGCUGGCCACUGUGACGAUGGAUCAAUGUAUUCAAUGGAAAAUGACAUCAUGAUGCACAGCUGUUCUUGCUGCCGGGAGGAGAGUAUCAUCCGUAAAGAUGUGAUGCUGAAGUGUGCCAAUGGCAGCGAGAUCCUUCAUCACUACACGUACAUAGAGACCUGCAAAUGCACUCCUACCAUGUGUGAAGACACUGGAAAAAAUGAACAUGGACAAUUUACAGAAAUAAAUCUUGUAACACUUCCUGUGAUAAAAGAACCAUAAAAAAUAUUGUAAAGAAUUUCAAGUUUAGGGGACUGCACUUAGGGUAAAAAUCUGCACAUUUCAUGAUAUAAUGUUAAUAUUCCAUCUAAAGUAAUAAAAUCUAUAUAAUAUACUCAUAACCACUGUAAUAAUACAGUUGGUAAAAGGCAAAUGAUGAAUUAGAGUUAAUCACAAGUCACUUUUCCACAAGCUGAGGUAAAUACUAAUAUCUAGAUUCUAGAAGGUGCACACAAAUACAAAACACCAACACGUGUGACACGAAAAUAAUGCAAGAAACAUUAAACAACAUAAGAUAUAACAUAAAAGGUACAUAAUAACAAAACCUAACAAGAAAAAAUCAAUGUCAAUUAUUUUAUUUAGUCUCAGGGAAUUGUUUACAGUUUUUCACUGUAAAUGAUAAGAUCUAUAACAGUAUUUUACUGUAAAAUUACAUUAAAUGGCCCAUUAGAUAAUCAAUUAACAGGUUCUUGCCAUUGCUUUCAGUCUUUUACUAAAAUUACAAACAUUGUUUUACUGUGUAGACCACCUGUGGAUAAAAAAGAUCCCAUUUGACCUGCUGAUCUGUCACAAGAAAGCAACUAUUUUAAAAUAUAUAACCGAAAAUGACAAUAACAAUGAUUUAAGCUGAUUGUUGUAGUGCAUUAAUGGCUAAAAUUAAUAUUGCACCUCAUGUUUUCUUUGGUUUGAUCGAAGGGUGUAGUUAUUUCUAAGCAUAAUCCAAGAAAAAAAAAUCUAGACUAUUCUUUUUGGUAAUGCAUGAUAUGUUUUUUCCUUCCAAUGAAAUGAAUCAAAAUCACAAUAAAGCAUUAUAAAGAGCAUCA
Molecule: messenger RNA, 4181 nt
Organism: Ctenopharyngodon idella (grass carp)
Lineage: Eukaryota; Metazoa; Chordata; Actinopteri; Cypriniformes; Xenocyprididae
Product: intestinal mucin-like protein
Exons: 26
Coding region: 193-3360 (1055 amino acids)
Cellular component (GO): extracellular matrix
Molecular function (GO): protein binding
Source: RefSeq, a predicted model, not a curated record